AUGAGGAGGGGAGGGAGGAUUGGCUCAAGGUGCAGUGGUACUGGUAACCGACAUGUCCGUGUGAAAAGUAUGGAAUCUGAGGAUUCUGAUGAGGACUACGUGGCUGAAGUUGAUGAAAUAGAUGAUCAAUCUGAUGAGUUAGACUCCUUAGUUGGAGACGCUUCUGAGGAAGAGAGUUGCUUUGAGCCGGAGGUGGAAGCGGAGGAGGAGGAGGAUGAAGAGGAAGAGAAAAAUGAGGGAGGGUGGAGAAGAGUGGUAAAGCCAAGGACUAAGAAGGGAUCUGCAAGGCAUAGGAAAAAUGGUAUAAAAAGACCAAACAAGAGGAAGAGAGUUGUUAAAUCUGACGAUGAAGAAGAUAAUGAUUAUGACGAUGAGGAGUUUACACCAGAGGAGGAAUAUUUGGAGGAUGAGGAAGAGGAUGAGGACUUUUUGAUGCAGAAGACGAACACCAGGAAAAGAGGGAGGGCCACAUCCAAAACAAGAACUUCUAAACGUACAAAGACUAGAAGUUUAAGGAGGAGGACAAAAUCUGAUGGUGAUGAGGAAUUUACUGAGAAGGGUCCUACUCUGAGAGGUAGGACCCUGAGGAAACCUGUGCGUGGAAAGAAUAGGGUGACAAAUGGAACAGAUUCUGAUUACUGUUCUGAUUCAUCCGGUUACGAGUUCACUAUAUCUGAGGAAGAACGAGAACAAAUCAGAGAAGCUAACAGGAUUUGUGGAAGCCUGGCUCCGAACCUGAGGAGUUCAAGGAGAGUCCAAGAAGAUGAAGUUUUUCAUGAACCAAAAAAAACUUCUGCCAGGAAGGGCAAAGAGAAAGCAGAAUUUAAAAAGAUUGAUGUCGGUAGGCCUGUUUGUGGUAUAUGUUUAACAGAAGAAGGAAAGAAUACUGUCCGUGGGACAUUAAACUGUUGUAGCCACCAUUUCUGUUUUGCUUGCAUUUUCGAGUGGUCAAAAGUGGAAACACGUUGCCCACUGUGCAAACAGAGGUUUGUCUCAAUUAGUAAGCCUGGGAGAUGUGGUAAAGCAUUUGAUCUAAGGGAUACGGUGAUAUCAGUUCCAGAGCGUGAUCAGGUACUGUUUCCAAACAUUGACCCUUAA
Molecule: messenger RNA, 1098 nt
Organism: Chenopodium quinoa (quinoa)
Lineage: Eukaryota; Viridiplantae; Streptophyta; Magnoliopsida; Caryophyllales; Amaranthaceae
Exons: 2
Coding region: 1-1098 (365 amino acids)
Source: RefSeq, a predicted model, not a curated record